Molecule: messenger RNA, 4533 nt
Organism: Aspergillus pseudoviridinutans
Lineage: Eukaryota; Fungi; Ascomycota; Eurotiomycetes; Eurotiales; Aspergillaceae
Exons: 5
Coding region: 1-4533 (1510 amino acids)
Molecular function (GO): protein binding
Source: RefSeq, a predicted model, not a curated record
AUGCCCAAUCGCGCUAGGCGGAUCCUGGCUUCCCUUCUCGCGCCUACAGGAAAGGUGGACCAGCAUUCAUCGGGGAAUGUGAUCAGGAAUAAGGCCACAAUUCUGGAACCGGAAGGUGAAUCUAAGACACUGCUGGUCUCCGAAGCUGCUGCAGAGACGUCCAGCCCCGGAGAUCCGGAUCCUGAUCCAGAUGCAAAGGAAGUCAAGGCCGCAAAAGGACAAGAUACGAUCGGCAGUGCCACUCUCACGGGGCUCUGGGACGAAGCAUAUAAAUUAGUAGAGGAGGAGAAUGCUGACCUUUUGGCUGCUUAUGAGAGAUAUCUCCUCCUUGAUCCGCAUUCUCAAUCUACGACUGCAGAUGAACCAACGGCAGAGCUGUCCAUAAGUUCACGCGAGAGACAAGAGGAAAUCCGGAAGCUAGCACAACGCAAGCUAAACGCGGUUCAACAAGGGCAUCUAAAGGUCAUCAUUAAGGGCAAGGAGAUCGUCAUCAGAGACCAGAUACACCGAAUCUUGCUGACAAACCCCGUCACUCAAACGGACAGUGCCACGGAGCUGAUUGCUUAUGUGUCGGACCUCAUGGUUCGAUGUCGGGUGAUCGAAGAGACGCUCAAUCUUCCGUCAUUGGACAGUGUCAAAAGGAACGGCGAUAUUCGCACUCGUUUAAGAACCAAGUCUGUGCGCCUCUAUGUGCAAAUUAUCAAAAGCCAGAUGCUGGUUACUUGCCACUAUUCCCGGGCUGCCUUUUUGCGAUUCUGGCGGGAUGUCGCAAAUGUGGAUGACUGGAAGCAGAUGCUUGAUGAUAUGCUCAAGGCCAAGCAGAACAUCGACGAGGACUUACAGGCCCUUGGGCAGAGUCUCUUAGGACACGUUGAUGCGGAGGUAUCCAAGCUACAGGAAAAAGCCGAUAACAUGAUCCGCAUGCUGGGGGAUAUCUCUCAGGGAUUGAAUAUCGCAAAACUUCCCUGCGCAAAGUACGCGGGUUUCAAUGCCUUGGAUCCAACUGCCCGGCUUUCGCCCACCAUGUGUCACGAAAAGACUCGGGUGGAGAUUCUUGAUGAGAUUGUGCAGUGGGGCAGGGGCGAUGAGGGGAGGUGUAUCUUCUGGCUCAGUGGCAUGGCAGGUACCGGGAAGUCCACUGUCAUUAGAACGGCCGCAGAGAGAUUCCAUCGGCAGGGGUUAAUGGGUGCAAGCUUUUUCUUCUCGCGCACAGGGGAACUACGAAAUCAAACUACAGCGCUUUUCACCACCCUCGCUUCACAGCUGGCGGACUCACUGCCCGAGCUUCGAUCUUACAUGAGCAAGGCGAUAGACCAGGAUAAGUCUAUCGGGGAGCAAUCGCCCCGAAACCAAUGGGAGCGACUCAUCCUGGAACCUCUAUUGGAGCUGGACAAAACCUUGCUCUUGCCAUUACAUGCCGUUUUUGCUAUCGAUGCAUUGGAUGAGUGUCGGGACCAUCGCCAGCAGGCCAUUCCCGAGCUCUUUGCUCAGGCUAAAAGACUCAAGAUGAUUCGGCUACGAGUUCUCAUUACCAGUCGGCCGGAAAAGACCAUAGCUGAAAGUUUUCGCAAAAUGCCAAGGGAUCUCUACCACGUUUCGCAGCUCGACUCCGACGAACAGACUUCACAGACCACACGGGACAUUUCCAUCUUCCUCAAAAGCCAGCUUGCCGUUGUUGCUGAUGCGAAUGGCUUGGAAAGCGGGUGGCCAGGGGAGAAGCAGAUCCAAAUCUUGGUGCAAAGGGCCGGUCGCCUGUUUAUUUAUGCCGCGACGGCGUGCCGGUUUCUGGAUAGCAACUUCCCGGAGGAGAGGCUCGCUACUUUACUCGAUGCUCAAGCUACCGACGAUUCGCCUACUGCGGACCUAGACGAAGUGUAUCAUCUAGCCCUACGUCAAGCAAUCAGUGAGAGUCCUGACAGCAAAUACCUCGUUCCACUAUUCCGCCGUAUAGUCGGGUCGAUUAUCCUCUUGGAGGAGAGGCUGUGUCCAAAAGAUUUGUCCGUCCUACUUAACAUUCCACUACGCCAGGUGCGUAUCAUUUUGGACCUGCUGCGGUCAGUACUCGCUGUCCCUGAUGAAGACACAUCCCCUGUUGCCUUGUUUCACCUCUCUUUUCAUGACUUUCUGCUAGACCGUACCAGAUGUCCUGACCCCCAGAUUUGUAUCGAGGAGCAAAGCGCACACAGCUAUCUUUUAGACCGCUGUCUUGAGCUCAUGUCCCAACAUUUAACCAAAGAUAUGUGCCACCUGCGCCGGCCUGGGACACUGAUAUCGGAGAUGGACAGCCAGAUAGUAGAGAAAUAUAUCCCCUACGCGCUCCAGUAUACCUGCCGCUUCUGGGUCACCCAUCUUGCCAAUGCAGACGUUGACCUCAAGAAGGAUGAACGCGUGUAUGCCUUUCUGGCGACGCAUCUUCUGCAUUGGUUAGAGACUCUCAGCCUGAUACGGAAGAUCUUUGAGGGAAUCGCUACUAUUAACUUACUAGAAGACCUUGUUAAGGCCGUCGCCAACCCCUCCCUGCGCGCCUUUAUUUACGACACUAAGCGAUUUGUGCUAUGCAUGCGAUCCAGCAUAGAGGCGGCGCCGCUCCAAAUCUACUGCGGCCUCGUCUUUACGCCACGACGAAGCGUCCUGAGAGAGAUCUUCCAGCGGGAUAUUCCUGCGUGGUUUGAGAGGCUGCCUCGAGUGGAAGGCAACUGGAGUCCACUUGAGCAAACGCUGCAACACCCGCUUUGGGUGGGACGAGUGGCCGUCUCCCCCAGCGGCAGUCUCCUAGCUGUGGCGUGUGCCGGUCGAGGCAGUUUCCUAUGGAACACGGCCACGGGCCAACUAAUCAUGGACAAUGGCCAUGGUGACGAUGUCGUAAAUCUCGCGUUUGUGGACGACGGGAGUAAACUCGCUGAGGCAUGCUCUAACGGCGCCGUGAGGCUGUGGGAUACCAGUACCGGACAGAUGUUGCGGGCCUUUGGCCAUUCUUCGAGGAUUGAAAGUGCGGCUUUUUCUUUCGGCAGCCCGGCACUAGCCUGCACAGCUGAUGGGCCGAAUAUACGUGUGGAGAAUCUGGACACAGGGGAAACGGAGGACAUACUCGAGCUUGGCGCAGAUGUGCGCUGCGUGGCCAUUUCUCGAAGCGGCUUCCAAAUAGCAGCCAGUACCAACGAGAGCAUCGUGUGUUUCCGCGAUACGGGAGCAGCAGCGACCCAAAGAGCGGUGCAGUACCAACAGUCAAGCUCAUGUCGUGCCUUUUCUGCGCUUGCCCUAGAAUUUUCGUCAGAUGGCUCGAAACUCGCCGUAGGGCACUAUGACGGGUGCGUGGUGCUAUGGGAUCUGACAGGCAAUGGCAUGAUAAACAAGGAGCUGAGUCCGCGUCAUGCCAGGCGUAUCACUCAGCUUGCAUUUGCUCCCGAUGAUACUAAGCUUCUAUCCUCGUCCGAAGACGCGACAGUCCGGGUGUGGGAUGUCGCAUCGGGGGAAACGGAGCAAAUAUUGCAAGGUCAUUCGGAUGCUGUUGACGGUGUGGCUUUCUUUCCAGAUGGUCGCAGAGUAGCCUCAGGUUCGAUGGAUUGGACAGCAAGGGUAUGGAAUAUAGCUCUGGAACAGGAAAAAAGGACGUCCACUCAGACUGCUGUGCGCCAUGUCUUGGGUAUGGCCAUCUGCUUGGAAACAAGCAUGGUAGCCGCGGGGUUUAAUAACGGGAGUCUGGAAGUGUGGGAUGUGGAAGCAGGCAAGAUGCAACAACAGCUUCUCGAGCCCCAGGGUUAUCCCUUGAAAGCCAUGGCAUUCUCGCCCGAUGGUACUAUGUUAGCCGCGGGAAAUGAUUAUGGGGAGAUCACUCUGUGGUCUACUGCUGACGGCAAGCAGCGAAAGGGUUUCAGAGCGGAUCGAGAAGCGGUUGAAAUUCUCGCCUUCUCACAUGAUGGCAGGAUGGUAGCCUCGGCUAGCAUAGAAGCGACACAAGGUUCCUUUAACAACAGUUUGAUAAAGAUUUGGGAUAUUAACCAAGGCAAGCUGAAAGAGACGCUACUGCAUCCCGACGAAGUGCGGAGCAUGGCGUUCUCUCCAGAUGACCAGAAGCUGGCAUGUGCGACCGAUGACCAAAAGCUAAGAAUCUGGGAUCUCUCUACCUGGAAGAAUGAGGUAGCAUUUGAUGCCGAGUGCCCGCCCGGGAACCCGCGAGCCGUCCCCGACAGCCUGCGAUUCUCCCCCGACAGUACUGUGCUGGCCGCUGGAUAUAGGGCCGAGAUCAUGUUCUUCCAGGUUGCUACCGGCAGACUAAUUCACCGGCUCAGCGGUCACUACAGCUCUGUCGGCAGCGUUAUCUUCUCGAAUGAGCGCAUUGAGCUAGCAGUGGCCUACUGCAUUGAAUGGAAUGGCUGGAUCAGGAGGAAUGGAGAAAGGAUUCUCUAUCUACCUAUUGAUUACAGGCCCGAUGAGGUCUGCAUUCAAGGGGACAUAGUUAUACUGGGCACUUACAACCAUGGCAUUGUGACACUUGGAUUCUCUCCUGAUAACGACACAGUGAUUAGAGUGUGA